UAUCAAAACAAUAUAAAUAAAUGGAGCAAGUUAUUAAUAAAGUGGCACCUUCCCCCUCCCACUACAGUUGAAUCAGAUGCUGUUUCAACUCUCAAACCCUAAACCUCCAUAAAAUACUUCGAUAUUUUUAAUCACAAUUUACAUUCAUUUUUUAUAUAAAGACAACACAGAAAUUACUUUCAGUCUCAAAUGGCGUCGUCUGAAAUCGAAAUCGAAAUCGUUUCGGGUUCCAAUGAACAGAAGCCUGCCAAUGGAAACCCUAACGAACUCCAUAUCGUCGACGUUUACUCGGCCGCAGCCUAUGGAGACUUCGAGAAGCUGCGGAACUUCGUCGAAAACGACGGCUUUGCUGUCUCCCAUCCCGACGGCAACGGCUACUACCCCCUCCAGUGGGCCGCCCUCAACAACUUUGCCGACAUUUGUCAAUAUAUUAUUGAAAGAGGUGGAGAAGUGAACGCAAAGGAUAAUACGGGACAGACGGCACUGCAUUGGGCUGCAGUUCGAGGAUCGAUUGCAGCUGCAGAUGUCUUGCUGCAGAAUGGGGCGCGAGUUGAGGCUGAUGAUUUGAAUGGUUAUCGGGCAGUUCAUGUUGCUGCUCAGUAUGGCCAAACAGCAUUUCUCAAUUAUAUCGUAGCUAAGUAUCACGCGGAUUUUGAUGCACCAGACAGUCAUGGAAGGAGCGCAUUACACUGGGCUGCCGUUAAAGGGUUUGCUGAUACUAUUAGAUUGCUUUUGUUUAGAGAUGCUUCCCAAGGAAGACAGGAUAAAGAAGGCUGUACACCUCUGCAUUGGGCUGCAUUGAGAGGAAAUGUUGAGGCAUGCAGUGUGCUUGCACAUGCAGGUUCUAAGGAGGAGUUAAUGGUAAAAGAUAAGGCGGGGAAAACUCCUGUGGAGCUUGCUUCUGAUAAAGGUCAUCGGCAUAUCGCUCUUUUCCUUUCAAAUGCAUUGAGGGCAAGAAGCAAGGAUUGGAAACACAGGAUAUGCUCUACGCAAGAUGGAAAAGUUGGUUAUGCCCCAGUUCUUUUCUCAUUAGUGGUUGUUAAUGUGAUACUGUUCAUUACCUGUGUCCUUUUUGCUCCUAAUCUAACAAAAGUUACUGCAAUUGUUGGACUUUGGGGAUGGACGGGUGUGUCUUUUGCUGUUGGCUCUUUAAUCAUGUUCGCUCGGUGCAGUAGUAAAGAUCCAGGUUAUAUAAAAGUUGGAACUGCUAGCCAUUCUGAUGCUGAGGAUCCUUUAUUGAGCAUUGAUUUGAAUAGUAAUUGGAAUGGAAAUUGGUCCCAACUCUGCCCUACCUGCAAGAUAAUAAGACCGGUGCGCUCUAAGCAUUGUGCCAUAUGUAGACGCUGUGUGGAGCAGUUUGACCACCACUGCCCUUGGAUCUCGAAUUGUGUGGGGAAGAGGAACAAGCGGGACUUUGUUGUUUUUCUUUGCUUUGGAACUAUAACAGCAACAAUUGGUGCAGCAGUUGCUUUACAAAGAAUUUGGACAUCUGUACUACCCGUGCCAACUGGUGAAUCCUGGACCCAUUUCGUGUUAUUUAAUUAUCCCGGUCUCAUUGCUUUCCUGGUUAUGGACGCUGCUAUCUUUAUUGCUUCGGCAACUUUAUUGUCAAUGCAGGCUACCCAGAUUGCUCGAAAUAUCACCACAAACGAAGUGGCGAAUGCAAUACGUUAUGGGUAUCUUCGAGGGCCAGAUGGACGCUUCCGGAAUCCUUAUAAUCAUGGGUGUUGGAAGAAUUGCUCGGAUUUCGUAGUACAUGGCUACACAGACGACGACGAGAUUGCUUGGCCUCCUUUGCAGCGGGUGGCCAGAUAGUAUAUAUGAUACAGAAGCCCCUGGAUUCAGGAUUGUUGUUACAUAAUAGACUAAUGUAACUGGUUGUUAAUAUCCUCUCUUGUAUAACGCAAUACUACAGAUGAAAAAAACAAAAAAAAAACUAGUUGAUGUGAAUACAAAUGACUAAAUGAGUUUCUCAACUAAUUAUAAUGAUUGUUCUAGGAGUUGGAAGAUCUCUAUAUUGUAAUAUCCAUCAAUGAUGAUUUGGACAAGGAUAUGUGUAUUGGUAUUGUGUUAGCAACACAUAAAAUUCUUCCUCAAUUUCUGUUCCUUCAAAAUUAAAAUUUUACCAGUAUUUUUAAAGAGAAUGAAACACAGAUACGGCUUUUGAACUUUAUUUGGGUCUUCAAACUUGGUAUCAUGUCUAAUUGAAUUCUUCAACUCUUGUUUCGUUCGAUUAGAUCAUUGAAUUUUGCAUCAAGCUAUCAUUGAGUUUAGUCAUAUCGAAAUCGAAAUAUGAAACGUUCUACAUGUCCGCAAAAGAUUGCCAAAUCAAAUUUCUAAUUCAUCUAAAAAAUUCAGCCUAGAUUUGCUAAUAACUCUGCAAAAUUAAUUCACUAGAAAACCAAGUCUGAUUCUUCAGAGCUUCCUCUCUCUCUCUCUCUCUCUCUCUUUUUUUUUUUUUUGAGCAAAGAGCUUUCUCAUCCUUCCCAAAUGUUGCAACUUGUACUGCAGCUGCUACGUUUUCAUCAAUGUAUGUUUUCUCACAAAUCCUUUCCAGACAGCCUUCUCGCAGAUGGAUUCCACCACUUCUCACUCAUCAAUGUAAAACCCAUUUUUCCACUGAGGCUUCGGUUGUAAAUAAUCUCGCCCACAACGACUUAUCUUCACAAAGUUUCUCUGGAAUCGCAAAAUCUGUGAUAUCAAAGUGUUCAGACGUUAGGGCUUCAAAUAAAGGACGAAGUAUGAGAAUGCCAUUGAACUGAAAAAUAUGUGCUUGAGGAAUCAGUCUUCUGCGCAACUUCCUUUCCACUCUGCUCUCAUGAAUGGGCUCUGCAAGUCGGGAAGGUUUGGAGAAGCAGCUCGUCUAUUCACAGAAGUACUAGGAAAGGGCUUAGUUCCAGAUGCUGAGAUGUAUAACUCUUUGAUUGCAGGCUAUUGUGAAGGAAAUAACUUGAAGAAAGUUAGAGAGACACUCGGGGUUAUGAUAAGAAAGGACUUGAGUAUCUCUACUUGUAGUUACAGCAACAUGGUACGCCUCACAUGCAGAAACGGAAUGUUCUCGCUUGCACUAAGUUUGAAAGAGCUUAUGCUUCGAGUAACUCACAUCCCAGAGCUCGUGCUAUAUAAUAUUCUGAUAUUUCACAUUUCAUCGAAGCAGAAGAAACUGGAUACCGUGAUUGGUGCUCUUCAAAACAAAGGACUACAGUUUGAUGAUGUUACUUUCAAUUUUGUCAUUCGAGGACUCCUGCUGUGUAAAAAUGUAUCAGAUUCUCUUCACUACCUGACAGCUAUGACGAGGAAAGAUCUGAAGCCAAGUAAUCGUACACUACGAGGAGUUAUCAGUUCCCUCUGCCACGAUGGAGAGCUUGAGGUAGCCUUGAAUUUGAGUCGAGAAAUGGAAUUAAGAGGUUGGAUUCAUGGUUCGGUGAUUCAGAAUGACAUUGUUGAGGAGCUUCUCGGUAAGGGUAGAAUCCAUGAAGCAGUAGGGUUUCUUGACAGAAUGGCGUUAAAAGAUCUGAUACCAAACCACAUCAAGUAUGAUCAUUUGAUCAAACAAUUUUCUCAGCACGGUCGUCUGGAUAAAGCAGUUGAUCUUUUGAACAUCAUGUUGCAGAAAGGAAGCCCUCCGGAGGGCAGCAGCUACGACUGUGUGAUUCAAGGUUUGUGCAAUGGCCAGAAGUUGGAUGAAGCUCUGGAUUUUCAUAAGGAGAUGUUGUAUAGGAAGUUGAAACCGAGUAUGAUUACUUGGGACACUCUUAUUCGUAGAGUGAGUGCAGGUGGUCGAGUAGAAGAAGCAGAUGAUCUGCUUAAAUCCAUGAUCCGGUUAGGUGAAACUCCAUACCGUGAGACAUUCAACUGCGUGAUUGAUAGAUACCGGUCAGAAAAGAACAUUAGCAAGACGUCGGAGCUCUUGAGUGUUAUGCAGCAGAAGGGUUAUGAGCCAGACUUCGACACACAUUGGUCUCUGAUAAGCAACUUGAGCCAUUCCACUAAGAAAGAUGAUAGCAGUUUCCUGUCGAGUCUUCUCUCUGGUUUCGCCUUUAAGGGGAAGAACAACUCCACAAUUGGUUGAUGUACAGUUAUCAUAUCAUAUCCCUGUAAAUUUAAUGUUCAAUUUUGCAUGUAUCCAGGUCUAUAAUUGUCAGGCCAAAUGCCAUAAAGUGUUAUGCAAUAAAUUUAUUUUUUCUGUGUCCUUCA
Molecule: messenger RNA, 4197 nt
Organism: Salvia miltiorrhiza (redroot sage)
Lineage: Eukaryota; Viridiplantae; Streptophyta; Magnoliopsida; Lamiales; Lamiaceae
Product: probable protein S-acyltransferase 23
Exons: 14
Coding region: 190-1815 (541 amino acids)
Biological process (GO): protein palmitoylation
Cellular component (GO): Golgi membrane
Molecular function (GO): palmitoyltransferase activity; protein binding
Source: RefSeq, a predicted model, not a curated record